Ailuropoda melanoleuca (giant panda) is the source of this 1084-nucleotide messenger RNA. Its product is annotated as small G protein signaling modulator 1-like. The coding region runs from base 670 to 996 and encodes 108 amino acids. The transcript has 3 exons. NCBI's taxonomy places the organism in Eukaryota, Metazoa, Chordata, Mammalia, Carnivora, Ursidae. The record is from RefSeq and is a predicted model, not a curated record.
AGUUUGGUUUAGCUGGGUCACUUCAGAAGUCCGAACUCUUUCUACAAGUGACAGAAACCUACUGCAGACUGGUUCAAAUACAGAAGAAAAUCUCAGCAGAACUGAGGAGUCCAGAGGUGCAGUGACUUCAGGCAUGGCUGGUUCCAGGUGCUCAGAACACAAACAUCUCUGUUUCGUCACCUCUUGCCUCUGGCUGCCUCUGUGAUGGUUUCAUUCUCAGGCAGGCCCUUCCCACGCAGUGGCAGAAAUGGAUCCCAGCAGCCACUGCCCCACAUCCCUCUGGUUUAGGAGCUCGAGCAGAGAAAAGAGUGUGUAUCUCCCCAUAGUUCCAGCGAAAGUCCCAGGGCUUGUUCUCAUUGGCUCAGGUCGGAUCAUAUGACCACGUCUUACCCAAUGCCUGUGCCUCCAGCCUGAGUCCUGCACGGGGUCGAAUCAGCCCAUGCAAACCACAGAGAGUUGAGGAGAGAGUGACCCCAAAGCUGGUAGGAGAAGUGGCCGUAUGGGUGGAAACAGUAGUCCCCCCAGAGUCCCCUUGGCUGGUUGGUUUUAAUCUGCCCCCUCCAGGUAACGGGCUCCGCUCCUCCAGGAAACGUGGGCUCUGUGUGGUCUUUUCUAAGUGUCCCCUCUUCCUCCACCUGCAGGGCACCGCUCAAGCUCCUCUGUGACAACAUGAAGUACCAGAUCCUUUCCAGAGCCUUCUAUGGAUGGCUUGCCUACUGCAGACACCUGUCCACCAUGAGGACCCACCUGUCAGCCCUGGUCAAUCACAUGAUCGUGUCUCCAGACUCGCCCUGUGAUGCCGGGCAUGGGCUGACAGCCAGGAUCUGGGAGCAGUACCUUCAGGACAGCAUAAGCUAUGAGGAACGGGAGCUGCUACAUCUCAUCUACUAUGGCGGCAUCCAGCCAGAGAUCCGCAAGGCCGUGUGGCCCUUCCUCCUGGGCCACUACCAGUUCGGGAUGACAGAGACAGAAAGGAAGGAGGUUGGUGGCCCCUGAUGGGCAGUGGGGUCUUUGGCAAUAAAAGGUGGGGCUGGGGGUGCUCUGGUUUCAUGCUGGACCAAGAUGGGGCAGGGGACGUGGGGGA